This is a messenger RNA of Toxorhynchites rutilus septentrionalis, 3008 nucleotides long. RefSeq names its product phosphatidylglycerophosphatase and protein-tyrosine phosphatase 1 (gene PTPMT1). Bases 456 to 1100 code for a protein of 214 amino acids. NCBI's taxonomy places the organism in Eukaryota, Metazoa, Arthropoda, Insecta, Diptera, Culicidae. Gene Ontology annotation, biological process: protein dephosphorylation. Gene Ontology annotation, molecular function: phosphatidylglycerophosphatase activity; protein tyrosine/serine/threonine phosphatase activity; phosphatidylinositol-4,5-bisphosphate 5-phosphatase activity. The transcript has 5 exons. The record is from RefSeq and is a predicted model, not a curated record.
ACAAUCCUUGUCAUAUACGAAAUAUUUGUAAAUAACGCAAUCGAGAAUGGGGCGUUUUUUCUGUGAUUGUGUAAAUGUUACGCGUAGUUCUCGAUCCUGUAUAGUUAGCAUUUACAGCUAAUUAGAUUUCUCAACCGCUCAGAGUAGAUUCUAUGAGGUGAUUACGAAGUUUUAGUGCACAUUAGGAAAAUUUAGAACAACGACCUUGACCAACGCAAUACGGAACGUAUCAUCAAUUAAAAUCAAAAUACCUCCACGGGGUGUUGAUCUGCGCUGCACACCUUUACCACAGAUUAAUUCAGACUUACAACUUGCGGGCCUGGAAGCGCGAGCGGUGAUAUAAACGCCCACCACACGAGGCGAGAGAAGCAACAACAAAAAAGCGAUCGUGUACGUGUAUUCGGGGUUCGGCUCAUAGUCUAGCGGAACUUUAGAUACCCUUCAGUUGAUCCAGGAUGACGCAGCGCAAGGGUCAGGCAAUGUUUGCCCGAGUUUCGUUCUAUCCCACGUUGUUGUACAAUGUGUUUAUGGAGAAAGUGACCAAACGCAACUGGUACGAUCGCAUCGACGAGAACAUGAUCCUCGGGGCACUGCCGUUCCGUUCGAUAGCACCGGAACUGGUGCAGCAGGAAAAUAUCAAAGCGGUCGUGUCGAUGAAUGAAGAUUACGAACUGUGGGCUUUUUCGAACAACAAAAAGAAAUGGGCUAAGCUGGGGGUGGAUUUUCUGCAACUGGCCACAACGGAUAUCUUCGAGGCCCCCUGUCAGGACAAGCUCUGGAAUGGGGUUGAGUUCAUCAAUCAGUUUCUGCCCAAAGAGAAGCGAAUCAGUGGAAUGGGGGAAGGAAUGGAGGAUUUCGGAGAAGAUCGAGUCGGUACCGUGUAUGUGCAUUGCAAGGCUGGAAGGACGAGAAGUGCAACACUGGUCGGGUGUUACCUCAUGAUGCGCAAUGGAUGGAGUCCGGAGCGGGCAGUUCAACAUAUGCGUGAAUGUCGUCCUCACGUCCUACUCGGAAGCAAACAAUGGGAAGCGCUACGGAUAUUUUACAGCAAUCGUGUUUCGGGAAAGCAAACAUCCGAAGCGAGCACGGUCCCAUCGUAAUUUAGCAAAAAUUGAACCAUCAAUAGGACUAUUCAAUUGUAAAUAAGGCUCAACCAACGAACAAAGCUGUUCUCUAUCUCCUCUAAGGUUAACGAAAGAUGGAAGAUACCAGCAUUAGACUUCUUCUGCCUUCUAUAUUCAAAUAAGAAACGAUAGUUAUUCAAAUUAUUCCGCUCUGCUGCACAGCGAAUUAGAUCUUGAUCACAAUUUGUUGCCUCCUCAUUUACAUCCGAAACCCAUCAUCCUUCGAACAGAUCUGUGCUGAUGACCUUCCCAAGUGUACUUAAGCCUUUGGCUUGGUACUCCAGAUCUUUCUAAUAGUGUUUGCGAUACCGAUGUCGUUGUGAAUGAAAUAAAAUAGUCCUCCCAGCGUAGCAGCCGAUAUAACGAGCAACAGUCCAUGGGCAAUCUUGGGAACGGUUGAUCCGAAGAGAAUCGGUCGCACAUAGUCGGUCACGAUUGCUUCCAGACCCCUAAACAUCAAACGAAAAAGGUCAGUAAUCAAAGUCAAAUAUCAAACCAACACUCCCGUACCAAUACUGAUGCAUCACAAUACAAACGGCCAUCAGGGCAUCGCCGGCUUGCGACGGGAACAUCAUUCCUACGGGAAGCACUCCCAGCAUGGCAGUGGCCAGGGCACGUUCGGCGUUCCAUAGGGUGACAUGAUUUCCAGUUGCAGCCGCCUGUCUGAUAGGACUGGCGGAAAAUUUUCUCAGCGCGCUUACGCCAAGCGAUGAGAUAGUGGUAGGCUUCGCUGCCAGCAGUGACCUCGAGACCGAUGUCAACGAGCGAUUCACGGCUAGCGUUUUACCACCGUUGAGCAGCGAACCAAAAACUGGAGCUAGAGGUUUCAAACAAUGCAUUAUGUAAUAAACGUAAUCAAUUCUUAUAAACAUUGAAAACGCAUCGACACUCACCACUUCUUGUGCAGGACGAACGAAGGAUAAAGUGCAGAGCCAUCCUGUGCGAUAUAUACUAGUAGUUGCAGGGAGAAAAAAUGACUGACAAUUCGACACUAACGAGUUUUUGCGGAUUCGUGCACUAUAAAAUUGCUUUUCUCGACUCGUGUGUGCCUUGCGAAUGUCAAUAUUUUUCUUUCGGCACAGUCAACUAGAUUAGGGUGAUAUCUAGUGGGAUACAAAAAUCAAGGUAAGUAGAUGAUGUGAUAGAAAUGAUAAAUGACUCAAAUUCGAGCGCCAGUCACGAGCAAGAUGCUAAACUAUAGGUGUUUCGUUCUUGACACUUUCAUGACAAUACCCGAGACGAGUAGCGAGACGUAGCUUUCUGAAUUAUUUACUUUUUGUUUGGUUGUGUGGUUAUGGUUUCAUAUCAACUCGCUGAGGAAAACAACUGAAGGAAGAAAUAAACAAAUAUAUAUUCGUGAAAAAUAGUGUACUAUAGCUGCAAUAAGAUACACAGGUCGAAGGCCACUGAUCAUUCAACAAGAGCCAAAGGUUGUACCGCUCAUGGAAACUCUACACGAGCUGAAGAUUGUACCGUCCAGUGACCAUUCUACCCUGGAUUCCUCGAGUCAAGAGAGACGCACCACGAUUGAUAUGAGGUACAGACUAGGGGGGCGUCGCUGAUCAAUGGUCAGUUAUACUCCAAUAAGAAGUAUCCCGUGUCGGCCACACAUACAUAGUACUGGAGACUGCAACAUCCCAAUUAUGAGAUCUUUGUAAUACUAACCUCGAGCCAACCGCGAGUAAUCGGUUACAUAUUACUAACAUAGUUGUAAGACAAAAAUUGUUAAAAUAUUGGACUCCCGGCCCCGUCAAGCUACGUGCCUUAAUAAAUUAAUAUAUAUUUUGGGAAAAAAAGACGGGUGGGUAAUGUCGGGGACAUAACCGGAGUGACGUAGGACUAUACAAAGGGGACAGCUUUUGUUAAAUAUAUAUCUUAAAUAUA